Messenger RNA from Fraxinus pennsylvanica, 1476 nucleotides. NCBI's taxonomy places the organism in Eukaryota, Viridiplantae, Streptophyta, Magnoliopsida, Lamiales, Oleaceae. The record is from the annotation of a GenBank genome assembly.
AUGGAACCGUCAUCUAUUACGAAAUGGGAAGAUUACACUCAUCAGAUGGGGUUGAAGUUUGGGGCUAAAAUUCAUGGAUCUGGUAUGGAGAACGAACCUAGGGAGACUGAUGCAACCCCUCUGAUUGACACAAAAAGGCCACGCCACAGGAUAUGCAAGUUAAGAGGAACUAGUGGCAAAGAGAUCCCAAAACUAGAAAAAUCUCACUUGAGAUUUGGUCCACUUUACUGCAACGAGGAGUCCUCGGACUCGAGUCUUAAGGAUGAGGCUUGGCGGCAUUUGCUGAAAAACUCCCCUGACAGGGCAGCGGUGACCAUUGAAAUUCACUUGUCAGAAAUGAGAAAGAUAGAAAAAGAGGCAAGAGCUACUUAUGAAGAUCGAUUGGUGGAUCUUUUGUCGGGACCUGAGUUUCGAUGGAUGAUGAUUAAAGAUGGUUGUUUAUUCCUGCAACUCGUGUUGUAUGUUCUUGGGGGUGCCCAACAACUAGGCUAUCCUCCUGGCCGUAGCAUAUUCGGUCCAGAGAAAAAUAACAAGUACAAUGAUAUUGAAAAAUGGAUUGAGGCCAUUUUCUUCGUUGGAAACCAAAUUCCACUCAUAGUGCUCAAGGAAUUAAUGAAGCAAAGCUACUUCAGGAAUGUCAUAGGAAAGGGGGAAUGGGAGCUACCAUCAGAUCUGUGUAGGAUAGCUUUGUAUGAAUUGUUAUUAUUGCCUGCACGAGAAACUCACCCCCCUAGAACAUUACCGCAAAGGUUUUCUAAGAAGGUAUUUGCAAGAGCUAAUUGGCUCCAAAAGCAGCAGCCUUCUGAUUUGCUCCAUGGCCUGCAGUUGCUGAUACUCGGGCCAAAAUGUGAAGGAGAAGAGGAGGAAGAAGAAGAAGAGAAGGAUUUGGAAGGUCAGCACGAGCUAAGUAAUUUACAGGAUGCUGCCAAUAUUGAUGAUAAAAUAUCUUCGUCAGCCACAGAAUUGAGAAAAGCGGGUAUACAUUUUAGGCCUCUAAGUUGCGGGAAUGGAAGCAGAGGAAUCUAUUUCACAAAGAGUGUGUGGAGUUGCAAGGCAUAUCCGAUUCUUUACUUGCCUCCUUUCUUGGUAGGAGAUGACACAGAGUUGAUAUUUCAAAAUCUCACACACUAUGAGAUCAGUCAAAAACUUGACAAAAGAAAACAGGAGGUUAGCGCCUAUUUGUUGUUUAUGAGCGAGCUGAUACGUACGCCUGAUGAUGCCAAACUCUUUGACUCCAAUGGAAUCAUUCAAGGGGAUUAUCUUAAACACAAAUUAAAGCUGCCAGGAAUCUUAAGAAGACUAGCUCCCGAGGAAAGCUAUAAUCAAAACCUUCGCCAUGUAAAACUUCAAAUUAGUGACUACUCACCACCACUUUGGAGAAAAUACUGGCAAAUUGCUAGUAUUGCCUUGAUUGUAACAGUACUGCAAACUGUUUACACCAUUCUACCAUAUUACAAAAAAAAGGGUAGUUCAUGA